GCUGUUCACAAACACAGAUGAGGGACUUAGUGCGUUGGACAUUGAUUUCACACACAGCUCUCAGAGAGAACAACAUAAACUUUUGAGAAAACUACGGAGCUCUCUCUCCUUCGCUGGGAUUAACAGCUAAUGAGGAUAUUUUAUUUCUUGCAGAAAGUUUACUUUUACAGUGUGAAGAUAUGUGGCAUUUGAGGUGCACAACAGGAAACAGUUUAGUACAUGCUCUUGGUUCAGGAGCUUCCUCUUUCCCUGGAUACAAUAUGCAGGCCGUUCCAGUUUUGUCCCUUCAAUGAGCAAAACAGAUUCACGUCCACACCAGCUGCUCACCACCAGAAGUAAUAACCCUCCAAGAUGGCACUCACUUCACUCUAUGUUACUGAGAAACCAGGAGCUGGCUUAAGUGAAGUGGACAUAUGUACGCUUGAGAUUAAUAUGAAGUAUGAAGUCAUCCCAUCUAUUGUGUGCUCUGUUUGCCUUUCAUUUGGCCUCAUCUACUGCUUUUUCGGAUACCGCUGCUUCAAGAUGGUCAUGUUCUUCUCAGGCUUCUUGUUAAGCUUGGCAGCCAUGCUCCUCUUGUACCACAAAGAGCCUGUAUUGAGCACCCAGCUGCAGGCAGAGACCAAGGCGGGCAUUGGCCUUGGUGUGGCUGUGCUAUGUGGACUGUUGACCAUGUUAAUGACAACAGUGGGACUCCUCAUCAGUGGCUUACUUCUGGGAAGCCUUCUCUCCCUCUCCAUCUUGGUGGUUAUCGGACAAUUUCACAGCCUUACUCCAGUUUGGGUGCCUCUCAGUGUUGUUCUGACUGCAAGCAUGGCCGCUGCUGUCUUUACACUCCAGUGGCAGAAACUAUUCAGCAUAAUCUUCACAUCUGUGUUUGGAGCAACUGCAGUCAUGCUGUGUGCAGAUUACCUGGUGGGGGCAUUUGUAUUGCCAGAUGAAGUGUAUGAUAUAUUUUCUCAAGCUGCUCCACGACCACUCUGCUGGUUUGACUGGGCUGUCACUGGAAUCUGUCCUGUUUUGAGUCUCACUGGAGUGCUGGUGCAAUGGUGGUUUACUGCCAAAGGAAUGUCACACAAUGGAAGUGCACAUAAAAAACAGACGAAAUAUGCAAAAAAACAUGCAAAUAAAGAGUUGAGGAGAAGACCUCAGCAUCACCGCCGACGGAGGCCUCCACCCCUGAAACGCUAUGCUGGCGAUGUCCUGGCACCGAGUUAUCUUCAGAGCCUUCAGGAGCGUCAGAUGGGAACCGGCUCCUCUAAAAGCAGCGUCAGCACCAUCACACACACUCUAAUUGACUUUGACUUUGAGACAGGCUCAAUGGUGCCUCUGACCACUUCCUCUCCAGUCUUCACAGUUUGAUUAGCAUGGCUUCAAGCAAAUAUAGGUUACAUAUGUCUGAGGAAUAAUUACUCAUUUGAAUUGUUGACCAUCACAAACACCUUUCCACAGUUUCAACUUGUGGUUUGAAUCCUUAUUACUGGCUUCAUGAGAUAACGAUCAGCAUGCUCAGUCUGAUAUGAGGUACUUGGAGAUCAUCCCCUGAAUGAUGACAAGACAAAUUAAUGCAACCUCAACACAGCAUCAGGCCCAUGACUACUAAAUCCUUUGAGCAGUUUAACUCUCAGAUGAGUUCUUUUGUUUCAUGCAAUAUCAUUACAAUCUUAAACACUCUGCUUAUGUCACUGUGUAAAUACAUAGAUAAGUAUUACAUCUAGAUUACUUUGAAAUGUAAUCAUUACACCUAUAAAAGAUAAAUGUGUGCCAGCACAUGCAAUGAAACCAAGGAUAUACAUAAAACAUAUCAUUCUGAAUGGUAGACCAAUAAAAUAUUGAUCAGACAGCAGUGCAGCUUCACAGUCGGCUGUUUUGGAGUAUUGUCUUAUGUUAAGAGUCAUUAAAUCAGCAACGUGAUGUUUAUGCAACAUUUGCUAACAUUAUCCACUACGGGCCACUGAUCGUACCAAAGAUAAGGAUAUCAGCAGCAUCAAAACCACUGAUGUUAUUAAAACUGGUGAAGAGUGUGUUUAGUUGUUUAUGAGUUCAAGUUUGAAUUUGAAAACCAGAUGAUAUGUUAUUUCAUCUUUCAAGGUUACAUCCUUACUUUUAAAAGGUCAAAUAAAACGUGCUUUUCCUCUGCUCUGUACUGUUGUUAAUCCAUUUAUACUCCUCUAGUCUGUUGUCCUUCUUUGGAGAUAUCUGUUAUAGAGAGGCUGGAUAAAAAUUCCCCUAUUUGUAGGUCACAAAUACAUUUGACUCAGAAACUGUAUCUCCUCCAAAAAGUCAUGACUAGGUUACAGAAAAAAUCCACACGCCUUCUUGGAGUAAUUUUCAUACAGCAGCUGUUUUCUCUACACCAUUUUGUCACUGUUAUGAAAGAAGAAUGCAGCCGGCCAGCAUUACAGAGCUAGAUGUCAUUCAUGUUUACAUCCUCUGACCUUUCACAAACAAGAACCUUUUGUGUCUAAAUGUUAAAUCCAUUUUAAAAGCUUUCACUUCAGCAUUUCUUCAGCAUGUUGCAUGUUUUGGAAUCAGAAGUGACCAAAUUUGGACAAAAAGGCCUAAGGGCUGAGUUAUCUACUAAUUUUACCAUUAGCUUGAUCCAUAAACUGUAUAGAUGCAUCAUGAUGCAUGGAACUGCAGUGUUGACUUUGAUUUGCAGCCCCUUCUGGAUGUUGCCACUUGGUAGAUGCACUUUGUUUUGUGCAGUUUUAUGGGGUUCAGGUUAGUAGAAAAGAAGAAAACAAGAAGUCUAUGAACACUAUGAAAAUGUGUUCAUGAUUUCUGGAACUGCCAUUGUUGUUUUAAUUAUAAUGUAUGAAUAUGUCAAUUUUGUUCCUAAGGUUAACCUUCCCUUUGUACACAUUUGUUUAAAUGUUAAUCCCACUUUUUUUCCACCCUUUGUUUUUUCAGUUAAUAUUGCUACUGUUCAGUUAUGUUAACUUUGCACUUUAUGUACAAUGAUAUAGAAUAGAAUAGAAUAGAAUAGAAUAGAAUAGAAUAGAAUAGAAUAGCCCUUUAUUGUUCUUGUACAUGUACAAUGAAAUUAUGGACAUAUUUGUACAGAAUGAUGAGUAAAUACAGUUUUAAAUUUUU
Molecule: messenger RNA, 3093 nt
Organism: Oreochromis aureus
Lineage: Eukaryota; Metazoa; Chordata; Actinopteri; Cichliformes; Cichlidae
Product: transmembrane protein 198-like
Exons: 5
Coding region: 352-1359 (335 amino acids)
Cellular component (GO): plasma membrane
Source: RefSeq, a predicted model, not a curated record